Penicillium lagena is the source of this 189-nucleotide messenger RNA. RefSeq lists its product as uncharacterized. The coding region runs from base 1 to 189 and encodes 62 amino acids. NCBI's taxonomy places the organism in Eukaryota, Fungi, Ascomycota, Eurotiomycetes, Eurotiales, Aspergillaceae. The record is from RefSeq and is a predicted model, not a curated record. The transcript has a single exon.
AUGAAGGACCUGGUCGAGUCAUCAAUGACCGUUGUCCGGCAGUUAGCCAUAUCGUUGGAGGGGGCACUUGUCCUCGGGAAUGGCAUCGCAGGCUGGGUGGACCCGGCCGGGAUUCUUGGCCAGUCAUUGGUGGAGAAGCAACCAAGUCUGGGGUUCACAGUUGAGACAAGAGUCUGGGGAGCGACUUAA